AUGGCCAGAAUACUGCACCUCACCCCCGUUCUCUUGCUGAGUGUGGUCUGGCUUGGAGCUGCUUCUGUCGCGGGCAGCGAUGUGCUCGAGCUGUCGGACUCGGACUUCGAUUACACCGCGGCUGAGCACGAGACCAUGCUUGUGGAGUUCUUUGCCCCCUGGUGCGGUCACUGUCAAAAACUAGCUCCCGAAUAUGAAAGCGCUGCUACAAAACUGAAGGGGACCGUGCCCUUAGCCAAGGUGGACUGCACCGCGAACUCGGAGACGUGCGGGCGUUUCGGGGUUAAUGGGUACCCCACGCUUAAAAUCUUCCGGAACGGGGAAGAGGCCGCGUCCUACGACGGUCCUCGCUCUGCAGAUGGCAUUGUGAGCUACAUGAAGAAGCAGGCUGGGCCCAGCUCUGUCCCGCUGCGUAGUGAGGAAGACUUGGACUCCUUCAUCAACCACUUUGACGCCAGCGUGGUGGGGUUCUUCUCGGGAGACGGCAGCGAGCAGCUGGCGGAGUUCCAGAAGGCGGCCGGCGCCAUGCGGGACAGCUUCCGCUUCGCUCACGCCACGGACCUGGGGCUGGGCGCCAAACACGGCCUGGAGUCCGAGAGCGUGCUGUUGUUUCGCCCGCCGCGCCUCAGCAGCAAGUUUGAGGAGGGCGUGGUCAAGUUCAGCGAGGCCAUCUCUACAUCCGCUCUCCGCCGGUUCAUCAAGGAUAACAUCUUUGGGAUGUGCCCCCACCUGACCCCUGAAAACAGAGAUAGAAUGAAGGGACGGGACUUGCUGAUUGCCUACUAUGACGUGGACUACGUGCGCAACCCCAAGGGCUCCAACUACUGGAGGAACAGGGUGAUGAAGGUGGCGACGCAGUUCCAGUCGCAGGGCCUGAGCUACGCGGUGGCCGACCGGCGGGAGUUCCAGGAGGAGCUGGAGGAUGAGUUCGGCCUGGCGCUGUCGGACGGGGGGGAGCUCCCCGUCGUCACCGUCCGCACCCGGGAGGGGCACAAGUACACCAUGAGGGAGGAGUUCACGCGAGACGGUAAGGCUCUGGAGAGGUUUCUGGAGGACUACUUUGCCGGGCGGCUGAAGCGCUAUCUCAAGUCGGAGCCCGUUCCCGAGGGCAACAGCGGGCCAGUCAAGGUGGUGGUGGCAGAGACGUUUGAGGAGGUUGUGAACGACCCGGAGAAGGACGUCCUCAUCGAGUUCUACGCCCCCUGGUGUGGCCACUGCAAAAACCUGGAGCCCAAGUACACCGAGCUGGGGGAGCAGCUGUCCGGUGACCCCAACGUCAUCAUCGCCAAGAUGGACGCCACAGCCAACGAUGUUCCAACUGGCUACGACGUGCAGGGAUUCCCCACCAUCUACUUUGCCCCUGCUGGGAAGAAGGACACACCCAAGCGCUAUGAGGGUGCCCGUGAAGUAAAGGACUUCCUCAACUUCCUGAAGAAAGAGGCCACAAACAGCCUGGUCCUGAGUGGCGGCAGAGAGGACCUGUGAGGCGAAUGGGCAGGAGGAGGGAGGAGAGGACAGGUGGAUGAUGGGAAAUGUAGUCAAUGGUUCUGAGACUGAGGGGGGGUGGGGGUUUGGCAGCCCUAUUAUUACAGAGUCAGAGCCCCACCCCCCUUCCCCCCAC
Anguilla anguilla (European eel) is the source of this 1621-nucleotide messenger RNA. It is a transcript of the gene pdia7, whose product is annotated as protein disulfide isomerase family A, member 7. The transcript is spliced from 13 exons. Gene Ontology annotation, molecular function: protein disulfide isomerase activity. Gene Ontology annotation, cellular component: endoplasmic reticulum; cell surface. NCBI's taxonomy places the organism in Eukaryota, Metazoa, Chordata, Actinopteri, Anguilliformes, Anguillidae. Gene Ontology annotation, biological process: response to endoplasmic reticulum stress; protein folding. The record is from RefSeq and is a predicted model, not a curated record. The coding region runs from base 1 to 1485 and encodes 494 amino acids.